AUGCCUAUUUCCUACGACAAGUGGGAUAGGCUCGAGGUGUCGGACGACUCUGACGUCGAAGUACACCCAAACGUCGACACAAAGAGCUUCAUCCGAGCCAAGCAGCGCCAGAUCCACGAACAGCGAGCCCAGCGAAAGCAUGAGAUAGAAACGCUGAAAUACGAACGAAUCAUCAACGACGGACUGCUCGAACGUAUCAAUGCCCUGCUAGACGCUCUGAAGAGGCAUCAAGAAGAUGCAAACAAGAAGAACCCAGACGAGGUUGUGUUUCAAAGUCUGAUCGAGAGCGCCGGUGAUCCUGCCAAAGAUGAACCCCCCAAGCCCCCCGAGGGUGUCUACACGCAUCAGAAGGAACAGCCCAGGUAUUCUAAGAUGAUGGGUGCUCUGGUGGACCAGGUCAAGAAAGAGGUUGACGAGAAGAAAGACAAAUCCACAGACAGAUAUGCAGACUUCUUGCAGGGUGUGAAUGGCCAUCUCACCAAGGUCCAGAAGUUACAGCAGGACCUAUUGAAGCGGCUUGCGGAGCUAGAGAAGGAAGCAACCGCGAAAAUCACGAGCGAGGACAUCCAUUUCGGUUUCGAUUCGUCUCAUAUCAAUAAACCGAAGCCAGCUGCGACCCCUGCCGAGAAGCCCAAAGUCAAGGAGAAGACCAAGACCGAGACCGUGGAAUUGCUCAAUGCACCCAAAGGUCUAAGCUCACAGACACGGGAUGCGCUCAAGUCUAGUGAGGGCGCAGUUUCUUCGGGUGCGGAGGCGGACAUUGAAGAUGAUGCUCUCCUGGACAAGCACGAAGAUGAGGAAGAAGACGAGGCAAACCUCAAGCUCACGCCAGAAGGCAAACAGUUUGCAAAGAUCAAGAUUGGAGACUACCGGGCAUGCCUGCAAUUCAUUUCAGAGCAUCCGAACAUCGUCAAUGAGAAGACUCAAGACGCCCUCAUGAUCGAAGCCUUCAAUGCUCAGAUGAAAGGACAGGAUACUUAUGCGCGAACCUGCGUACAUCAGAGUCUCCUAAUCCAAUACUGUCGCCAAUUGGGUCGGGACGGCGUUGGAUUGUUCUUCAAGCGAAUCACCACAAAAGGUCAUCAAGCGCAACAGGUAUUCAACAAGGACUUGACCGAGACAUACGGUCGCAUCAAAACUCGUGCGGCCGAGUUACAGAAGGAGGAAGGAAAUGACCCAGCGGGUGUGGAACAGAUUCAGCUUCAUGCUGUCGAACCUGGGACAGAAAUCCACAUCAACGUGCCACAGGCCGGCUCGGAUGAUCCUGUCGAACAGGAGUCACGCAAAAUCUUCGAUCGUUUCCCGCCAGGACUACAACGUGCGUUAGAGAGUGGCAGCUUAGACGAGGUCAACAAAGUUCUUGGGAAGAUGAGCGUGGAUGAAGCUGAGGAAAUUGUGGAAUUGCUGGGCCAAGGUGGCAUGCUCAGUCUCCAGGAAGGAGUCAUUGACGCCACCAACGAAGAGGGCCAGAAGAGGCUGAAAGAGAUCGAGGAGGAAGAGAAGCGGAGGAAAGCUGAAAUGGCACAGAGCGUCGAGGCUGAAGGCUCGGGGUUGGGAGAGCCUGGCGAGGCUGUAAGCUCGUAA
Messenger RNA from Cladophialophora immunda, 1584 nucleotides. RefSeq lists its product as uncharacterized. Gene Ontology annotation, biological process: protein stabilization; protein folding. Gene Ontology annotation, molecular function: protein kinase binding; protein-folding chaperone binding; heat shock protein binding. Bases 1 to 1584 code for a protein of 527 amino acids. The transcript has a single exon. Lineage: Eukaryota; Fungi; Ascomycota; Eurotiomycetes; Chaetothyriales; Herpotrichiellaceae. Gene Ontology annotation, cellular component: cytoplasm. The record is from RefSeq and is a predicted model, not a curated record.